AUGUCACAAGAUGGCAACGAAGGCUCGCAACAGCCCAAACUGGAACAGGAUCAGCUGCCAGUACACUUUCACCCGGUGCAGGCCGACCAGCGGUCACCCAAGGGUACUGCUACCUUUGAUCAGGCCCAACUAAGCCCCGCCGCCGCCGAUCGAGUAUACCCCAUCCGUUCCGUCGUCUCGGUUGACCACAAUCCCACCCCGGGUACCGGCAAGUCAGAGCGAGCCGAAAGCUAUUUCCAGAGCAUGUCCUAUGGACGGCGGACUUCAAUCACUGCGUCUCACAGUGAGGCGGCAGCCAUGCAGAGGCAGGGCAGUGCCGAGCGCAAAGCUUCGUCCUUCUCAUCCAAGGCGUCGUCUCAAGGGAAUGCCCUGGCACAACGACAGACUUCCACUUCGACUGGGCCCGGCUCGCAGCCACAGACUCCAGGUGUCACGUCACACCAGCAAUUAUUCUCCGACAUGAUGCAAGAGACAGGCAGCGUGGGAAGUGGCAGAAGUAGUCGCCCAGACACACCAGAUGWACGCCUGCGACGCGGCGCCGGAUCUUCAAUCAAAAGCGGUAGCACUGGCAUGGAUGACAACAAUCCAUUGGUAACUGCUCGGUUCAAACAUGUUGUACAAGAGGGUGGACAUGCCAUUAUAACAGGACGAGAUGGCGACACGUUACAGCGCUGUGAGGAUGAGCCUAUUCACAUUCCGGGCGCUGUGCAGGGGUUUGGACUUUUGAUAGCGUUGGAAGAGCAACAAGAGGGGAAAUUACUCGUUCGUGUAGUGAGCGAGAACUGCAAGCGAAUGAUGGGAUACUCCGCCAAGCAACUCUUUGCAUUGGAGAGCUUUACCGAUAUACUCUCCGAAGAACAAGCCGACAACCUGCUGGACCACGUCGACUUCAUCCGAGACGAAGAAGCGGAUGUUGUGGUUAAUGGGCCGGAGGUCUUCACAAUGUCCAUACGCACGCCGCAGCGGAAGAGCCAAAAGUUCUGGUGUGCCAUGCACAUCAACGACCGGAAUCCAAAUCUUGUCAUCUGUGAGUUCGAGCUCGAAGACGAUCCGGUCAAUCCUCUGGUGCCUUCAGAUAGCCAGACCCCGCAACCCCCCGAGGAUACUCUUGACAGUCAACCGACGGAGGAGGAGCUUUUCGAAAGCACACAAAACACCAGCAGACCCCUGCGAGUCUUGCGUAGUGCACGCAAGCGGAAGGGUGAAGCUGCGGCCAUGGAAGUGUUCAACAUCAUGUCACAAGUUCAAGAGCAACUGGCCGCAGCCCCGAACCUUGAACAAUUUCUCAAGAUUCUAGUUGGCGUUGUCAAAGAGCUCACAGGCUUCCACCGGGUGAUGGUAUACCAAUUUGACCAGAAUUGGAACGGCAGGGUCGUCACAGAGCUGAUUGAUCCGCGAGCCACCAAGGAUCUCUACAAAGGACUCAACUUUCCCGCGUCGGAUAUCCCCAAGCAAGCUCGAGAUCUGUACAAGAUUAACAAAGUUCGAAUGCUUUACGACAGAGACCAGGAGACUGCACGGCUCGUAUGUCGGACCGUGGAAGACUUGGAAACUCCUCUAGACUUGACAUACUCCUACCUCCGAGCGAUGUCGCCUAUUCAUAUCAAGUAUCUAGGAAACAUGGCUGUUCGCUCCUCCAUGUCCAUUUCCAUCAACGCGUUUGAGGAACUGUGGGGUUUGAUCGCGUGCCACUCGUAUGGGCAAAAGGGAAUGCGGGUGUCCUUUCCAAUAAGAAAGAUGUGUCGGCUGGUAGGAGACUCCGCUUCACGAAACAUCGAGCGCUUGUCGUAUGCUUCGCGACUCCAAGCGCGAAAGUUGAUCAACACUGUUCCAACCCAGGCGAACCCUUCAGGCUACAUCAUUGCUUCUUCCGAGGACCUGCUGAAGCUUUUCGACGCCGACUUUGGACUGCUGUCAAUACGAGACGAGACCAAAAUCAUGGGUGAAAUGGAGCAAUCACAAGAAGCACUGGCAAUGCUAGAGUACUUGCGAAUGCGAUGCAUAACGAAUGUGAUGACUUCGCAGGACAUCUCUGCCGACUUCCCCGACCUCCGCUAUCAACCCGGCUUCAGCGAGAUUGCCGGCCUAUUGCUUGUUCCCCUCUCUGCUGGCGGACAAGAUUUUAUAGUGUUCUUCCGCAAAGGUCAGCUGCGAGAAGUGAAGUGGGCAGGGAAUCCGUAUGAAAAGUUUGUAAAGCAGGGCACAGAGGGUUAUCUCGAGCCUCGGAAAAGCUUCAAGACGUGGAGCGAAACGGUCGUGGGCAAAUGCCGGGAGUGGUCGGAGGAGGAGAUUGAAACUGCGGCUGUCCUGUGCUUGGUCUACGGCAAAUUCAUCGACGUAUGGAGGCAGAAGGAGGCCGCGCUGCAGAACAGCCAGCUCACACGACUGCUACUGGCAAACUCUGCACAUGAAGUGAGGACGCCUUUGAACGCCAUAAUCAAUUAUCUUGAGAUUGCAUUGGAAGGAUCGCUGGACCAAGAGACCCGCGAUAAUCUUUGCAAGUCACAUUCAGCCUCGAAAUCGCUGAUAUACGUCAUCAACGAUCUGCUGGAUCUCACCAAGACGGAGGAAGGGGGCGAUCUGGUCAAAGAUGAGGUCUUUGAUCUCAGCGCCACUCUAUACGAAGCAACAGACAUGUUCAAAGGCGAUGCAAGACGGAAAAACAUCUCAUACCAAGUCUCUGAUCUUUCAGGUCUUCCAUGCCAAGUCAUCGGAGAUCAACGGAGAGUACGACAAGCGAUCAGCAAUGUCACCGCGAAUGCGAUUCAGAACACCACUGAGGGCGGUGUGACUGUAGAGAUGUACUUGGCGUCUCAGGAGUCCAACCGAGUUGAUGUUGAAAUUAGCAUAGCCGACACUGGCAGCGGAAUCAGCACAAAACACCUCGACCAAUUGUUCCGCGAACUUGAGCAAGUCCAAACAGAGCAGGAAAACCAAGCUGCGGAAAUAAGCGAUGCUGUUUCCGACGUGCCAGAGUCCGCGAAAAAGCCUGACGGGCGAGUACUUGGUCUCGGGCUGGCUGUCGUUGCUCGAAUCGUACGCAACAUGAACGGCCAACUCAGGUUGAAGUCCGAAGAAGGCAAAGGUACUCGCUUCGUGAUCCAAUUCCCAUUCGACAUUCCGGAACAGCAGACGAUAGAGGCUGGAAGUCCUGCAGGGUCCACGACCCCCUUGGUUGAAGCCCAAACUACCAAGUCCUCCACCCCACCGGCGAUUGAAGGCAUGGUGACGCUAAUCGAGCGUGGAAGUGCUGGGACACGACGCAAUUCGAGCGGGUCGAGAACAUCGGUGGGCAUCAGGCGAAAGAAUAGUGAUGGAAGCGUUGGCACCAGACAAAGUAUUGCUGACAGCAUAAAAUCAAGCCGAAGCGUCAUGAGCAAGUCCUCGAAUAGAAGUGGGCAGAGCGAGGCUGACCGACUGAUUGAGGCCAUCUCGGAGCCUCACAAAGUUGAGGGCUGGCAGGAAACUGGCGUGAAGCGGUCCAAUAGCCGUGGUGGUGCUCUCUCAGCUCGUCCUGUACUUAGCAAGCGGCACAGCACUAGUGGCAGUCCACACUCACCUUCAGCCAAAGGCCGUACUAGGAGCAGCGAGAUCGCAACUGUGGAGGAACGAGUUCGACCAGGUACAUCAAUACCUGGCCAAAGCAGUGUGGUUGGGCAAGGGAGACCGGUCCGAUCGAUUCGAGUUUUGGACGACGACGGUGCUCCCAUGUUUCCGAAUGUUAACCGUCCACUGUCCGGGCCUCCUUCUUUUGAUCUAAGUCACAAAGCCGGGCUUCAAGCCCGUGCUGAGUUGGAAGAGGUCGAGCCGUCCUCCGCGCCUGUGCUAGACGCGGAACACAUGCGUGUGCUUGUAGCGGAGGACGAUCCUGUCAAUAGCCGUAUCAUCAAGAAGCGGCUUGAAAAGCUGGGCCACGAAGUAUACUUGACCGUCAAUGGAGAAGAGUGCGCGGAUGUGUACGGCGACAAGGCGGGAUUUUUUGAUAUCGUUCUGAUGGACAUGCAGAUGCCCAUCGUGGACGGUCUCACCUCUGCGAAAAUGAUCCGAUCGUUCGAAAAGUCGCAUCCACAUCAGCUCCUCUCCUCCCGCGCUGCGCUCAAUGGCCGGACACCAAUCAUUGCGGUGUCGGCCUCACUUCUAGAGCGAGAGCGCGGCAAAUACAUUGAUGCUGGAUUUGACGGCUGGAUAUUGAAACCGAUUGCUUUCAACCGUCUUUCGGUCAUUAUGGAAGGCAUUGUAGAUAAGCAAGCUCGCAAGGAGAAUCUCUACAGCGCAGGUACAUGGGAGCGGGGCGGAUGGUUUGAUGAAGGUCAGAAAGAUAUCUGGGCGGCCAACACGCGACCGAACGAACAGCCGCCACAGAGUGCACCCUCCGAGGGUGUCAAGAUCGCUGCAGCGUCGGAUGGACCCGCGGUGAAGGAAGAAGACGAUAGCGUACAAAGUCAGGAACAGAAACGUCUUCUGAAGUUGCAGGAAGAGGGCAAGAAUGUCCUGGAAAGCCAACAACCGACUACGAACAAGGACUCCACUCACCCUGAAAGCACGGAAAACGACAAAACUGCGGAUGACGAAUCCUCACGGGAGGAUAGUUUCCGUGAUGACACGAAGGCGGAUCAAAAACCCGGGAGCUGA
Messenger RNA from Ramularia collo-cygni, 4632 nucleotides. Its product is annotated as related to phytochrome. The transcript is spliced from 2 exons. Lineage: Eukaryota; Fungi; Ascomycota; Dothideomycetes; Mycosphaerellales; Mycosphaerellaceae. Gene Ontology annotation, biological process: phosphorelay signal transduction system; detection of visible light; regulation of DNA-templated transcription. The record is from RefSeq and is a predicted model, not a curated record. Gene Ontology annotation, molecular function: protein binding; phosphorelay sensor kinase activity. The coding region runs from base 1 to 4632 and encodes 1543 amino acids.